Messenger RNA from Closterium sp. Naga37s-1, 1113 nucleotides. Lineage: Eukaryota; Viridiplantae; Streptophyta; Zygnematophyceae; Desmidiales; Closteriaceae. The record is from the annotation of a GenBank genome assembly.
AUGGCGUCCGCUCUGCGCCCCCUCGCGCUGCUCGCGCUCCUCCUCACCGCCGCCACGGCCGCCAAUGCGGCGACGGUGGUGACGUUUAACCCCGACGGGUCGCUGACGUUCGACGGCUACACGCUGUACAGCAACCUCACGGUCGUCGACUCCAAGGGCGCGCCCGUCGCCGCCACGGCCAACGCCGACGGCUCGUACACCGUGGGCGCCGUGUACACGGCGUACCCCAACGGCACGCUCACGGCGCCGGGCGUCGCCGUCUACACGCAGCCGCCCACGGGGCUGACCGUUGGCACCACGACGCUGCUGGCCGACGGCACGGUGACGGACGCGACGGGCGGGCUGCUGUUCGGCUCGGUGAACCCCGACAAGUCGUACAGCGUGGGCGACGUGACGGGGUGGCCCAACGGCACGAUCGUGGGCCCCGGCGGCGUGGUGGUGAACACCGGCAUCCCCUUCGCCGUCGACCCCACCACCGGCAUCGUCUCCGGCGCGCAGCCCCCCGCCGCCCCGCCUGCGCCUCCUCCCGCCGCGCCCGCGCCGCCGGUGAAGGUGAGCACGGUGAUCACGAUCAACGGCGACCGGUCGCUGUCGUUCGACGGGUACACGCUGCUCAAGAACCUCACCGUGCUCGACGCCUCGCGCGCCGUCGUCACGCCUGCCGCGAACGCCGACGGGUCGUACACGGUGGCGAGCGUGUACUCGGCGUACCCGAACAAGACGCUGACGGCGCCGGGCGUGACGCUGGUGUUCACCGAUCUGAUCAAGAUCACGGUGGGCGCCACGUCGUUCUUCAGCGACGGGUCCGUGCUGGACGCGGAGGGCAACUCCGUGUACGGCACGGUGAACAAGGACGGGUCGUGGGUGGUGGGCGACUUCACGGGGUGGAACAACGGCACGCUGGUGGGCAGCAACGGCGCCACGAUCCACACGGGGCUGCAGUACGCCGCCGACCCCUCCACCGGCAUCGUCUCCGUACUCACGCCCUCGCCGCCGCCCGCACCCUCCUCGCCGCCUGCUCCCAGCAACUCCUCCAAACCUGCUGUCUCGAGUGCGUCACCCAGCUUCGUGACUGCCGUCAUGGCCCUCGCGGCUCCUUUCCUGCUCCUGUAA